GAGACUAUGGUAGAGUUUCCAGAGGAAGGUGGAGACAUUGGGUAUUUGGGUGGGGUUCCAUAUGAAGGACAUUGCAGGGAAGGCUUCUACAAUGGAAUUCCAUCCAUCAGCUUCUCAAUUGAAGAUGAAGAAAAGCUGGAGAGCAAGCUGGGGUUUUCAGCUGUUGGGAGAUUCCACAAAGAUCUUCAUCUUUCAGUUUUAAAAUUAUUUUUACUCAAGCUGGGAUUUGGGGCUUUCAAGAUUAGAAGAAUCAACUCCAAGGACGUCUUAUUCACAUUCAAAGCAGAGGAAGAUUACAUCAGAUUCGUUAGGAAACAUAAAUGGUACGUUUAUGAUACAUCUUUCUAUGUUUUCAAAUGGACUAGAGAUUACAAUCCCAGGGCAGAUUCUCCUAUUUUCCCAGUCUGGGUGUCUUUGGAUCCCUUGCCUCUGCACCUCAUUGACUACCAGGCACUAUUCUCUAUUGCUUCUCUGCUGGGUCGACCUGUUAAAAUGGAUGAUUACACCGUUAAUAGAGAUAGAAGGGAGGGUGCUAAAAUAUGCAUUGAACUUGAUUUAUCAGUCUCACCUCCACCAAAGCUUCAUAUCAGAAUGGGGGGCAAAGAUUUCUUUACCAACUGUACGUAUGAGGAUAAGCCACUUUUCUGCAAUCUGUGCUCACUCCUGGGUCAUAAGGAAAGCCAACAUAAUCAUGCUCAAAAAUCUCAGGAUACCGGAAAUCUUCCCUCCGGCAAGGUUUCAGGGGGCACUGCCAAAGGGAAUGGUGAACAAUGGCAAACGGUCAAAAACAAGAAGACAAAAGUACAACUCCAGUCACAAGCAGACAGAACGAAUGGGAAAACACUGCAGCAUGGGCCCAAAAAAUUUGAGUGGAAAGUUAAAAACACUAAACUCCAUCCUAAUAGGUUUUCCCCUCUAAACCUGAUGGAUAACACUGUCACACAGUUGGGCCCAACCAUAAUGGAUCCCAUGCAGCAAGAGUCCCCAUCCUGUCAACUCUUGGAUUUACAACCCCUGGUCAGUACCUCCCCAGGAGAAAAAUCCUCCUCCUUUUUUCCCUCCCUCCAGGAAGCAAGGGAGUAUUUCUACAAGAAAACAACCUACUUGAAGGAUAAGCCACAACAGGUGAAAGCUGAUAGGAAAAAUACACCUUUUAUGGGGUCAACAUACUCAUUGGAUGACUGUCUUCAUAAUCUUUCCCCUGAAAAAGGCUUAGCAAUGUUAGUGGAAGAACUUCAACAUUCCACCCAAACAGAAGAGGAAGAAAAUCAUACAGAGAUGGUCAGGCACUCAGAUGAUGAUGAAGUUGAAUAUGUUAGAGACUCAUCAGAGCUAAAGCCACAAAGCUUUAAAAUACCAGAAGCUAAUGCCAUUCCAAUCUCUGCCCCUAGGAGGAAGAAAAACAAGAAGGAUGGACCCUUAAUGACAAUUGUUACAAGAAGCCAUAAGGGCCAUAAAGACUUUAAUAAAUAUUAUGCUUCUUCAAAUAACAAAAUAUGGGUCUUCUGGUCAGAGAUUCAUCUUACCUUAUCCAAUAUUGAGGAGGAUGUUCAGUGGGUCAACUGUGAUCUUAUGGACACCAUCACAAAGGAAAAUCUUAGAAUUACAACUGUCUAUGGGAGACAUACUGGUCAGGAAAGGAGGGAAUUAUGGGCUGGACUAGUCAAGCUCAUCCCUAUGAGUAAAUGGAUUGUGGGGGGAGACUUCAACACAGUUGCAGACUACUCAGAGCAUGAUGGCAAAAAUCAUCCCAACGCUAGAGACAUGGAGGAAUUCAAAGCUUGCAUCAGCUCUUGUGGUCUCACUACUCCCCACACAAUAGGUUCCUUGUUUACUUGGUCGAGUAAUAGAAGUAAUGGCAGGGUCAUGAGGAGACUUGAUAGGGUUUUGGUCAACAACAAGAUGCUGGAGGAAUUUGAAGAUAUCUCUAUCAUGCAUCUUAGCAAAACAUCCUCAGACCAUAAACCCUUACUCCUCCAGUGUAAGAAGGAACCUUUGGGAGGCCUUAAGCCAUUCAGGUUUCUAGAUGCCUGGCUAAACCAUCCUACUUUCCUUAAAGUGGUUACAGACUCCUGGGAUAAAACUAAUCAACAUGGAGGCAUGGAAGGACUGGCUAGAAAACUCAAAGAGCUUAAAGGACAUAUCAAGGAGCGGAACACCAAAACAUUUGGUAAUAUUUUCAGUAAAUUAAAGGGGGCAGAGCAAACAGCAAUUCAAGCACAGGAAAAUUUUGAAAAAGAUCCUAGUCCUGCAAAUAGAGAACAGGAGAAUAAAGCUAAAGCUCAACUAAUCCUAGCUACAGAUUAUGAACUCAGCUAUUGGAAGCAAAAAGCCAAUAUCAAGUGGAUGGAGGAAGGAGAUUGCAACUCCAAGUUUUUCCAUGCAUUUGUCAAGGGUAGGAGAGCUAAAAACCAAAUCAGAAGGAUUGUGGACAUCCAAGGGAAAGAGCACACAGAUAGAGAGGUUAUUCAUAAUAUGGCUAUUGACUACUACAACAAUCUCUUCAACUCUAAGAAAGAUAUUGUUACUACUCCUGUUCUUGAUUACCUGGAGACAGUGAUUACACAAGAGGACAAUGCCAAGCUCAGCAAAAUACCAACAGCAGAGGAGAUUAGGGAGGCAGUGUGGAGUAUUAAUCCUAAUAGUGCUCCUGGCCCGGAUGGGUUCAAUGGAUCCUUCUUUAGGGCAGCAUGGCAUAUUAUUCAAAAUGAUGUGAUAAGUGCUACACAGGAGUUUUUCAUUGGGAUCAAUCUGCCAAAGAGUUAUGGUAGUACUUUUCUAUCCUUGAUCCCUAAGAUUGAUAAUCCUAAGAGCUUUGGAGACUAUAGGCCCAUUUCACUCUCCACCUUCAUGAGUAAAGUAAACACUAGAAUACUUGCAGACAGGAUUCAACAGUUGCUACCCAAGAUUAUUUCUUCAGAGCAGACUGGCUUCCAAACAGGGAUGGGGGUUGACGAACAAAUACUUUUGGUGGAAGAGAUGGUUCACAAGAUUGAUUCUAAGAUCAGAGGAGGCAAUGUCAUUAUCAAAUUAGAUAUGGCCAAGGCUUUUGACAACUUGGAGUGGGACUACAUACAGGGGAUCUUAAAGAAACUUGGGUUUUCAGAACACAAUCAGGGACUUCUCCUAGCUAACCUCAGGGGUACACACAUCUCCAUAAUGAUUAAUGGGAGCCCUAAAG
Molecule: messenger RNA, 3181 nt
Organism: Cuscuta campestris
Lineage: Eukaryota; Viridiplantae; Streptophyta; Magnoliopsida; Solanales; Convolvulaceae
Source: the annotation of a GenBank genome assembly